AUGUUCUUCCACGGGAUUUCGUGCGAGGAGAUCGGCUUACCCAGCGUCCGCUCCCUGCGCAAAAUCCACCUAGAGUACCUAAGGGGACGUGUCUACCCUGCUGGCAGGAAGGCUGAGACCCUGGGAACACGAGACCGCUGGUGUCUGUUGUGUGGGGACGCGGUGGGUGUUUGUGAGGGGGCACACGGAAGGCGUUUUAUCUCCCAGCGCUGCUCUCUAGAGUUUUUAGAAGACAUAGUGGAAUAUGCCAGUGUACGAAGAACCAAGCACAUAUCUGGGUCUCCAAGACACAAAAGUUUGAAGAAGAUGCACUUCAUCAAGAACAUGAGGCAGUAUGACACAAAGAACAGCAGGAUAGUAUUAAUCUGUGCUAAACGAACACUGUGUGUGGCUUUUUCUAUCCUACCGUACGGGGAAAGUUUACGGAUCAGUGAUCUAAAAAUGGAAGGACAGAAACAACGACAUCCUUCUGGGGGAGUUUCAGUCUCCACUGAGAUGGUGCUUGGACUGGAAGGAGUAGAGCUAGGAGCUGAUGGCAAGGUUGUGUCCUAUGCAAAAUUCUUGUAUCCAACCAAUGCCCUAGUUGUCCGCAAAACUGACAGCCAUAGUGUUGUUCCUCCAUGUCGAGCUAGUGCUUCACGGAGUCUUCCUGGAUCGAGGUAUAAACCUGUGACAGCAAAAACAAUACCAGCAGGAACUGAGAUAGGAAGUGAAGCUGGGGAAGCAGCAGAGUAUGAUCCAAAUCUUCUGGAUGAUCCUCAGUGGCCUUGUGGAAAACACAAGCGUGUUCUUAUCUUUGCCUCUUACAUGACAACAGUCAUAGAAUACGUGAAACCCUCGGACCUUAAAAAGGAUAUGAAUGAAACCUUCAGAGAGAAGUUUCCUCACAUCAAGUUGACAUUGAGCAAAAUUAGGAGCUUAAAAAGAGAGAUGCGGAAUCUGAGUGAAGAGUGCAAUCUGGAGCCAGUUACUGUGUCCAUGGCUUAUGUUUACUUUGAGAAGCUUGUUCUCCAAGGCAAACUCAACAAACAGAACCGCAAACUGUGCGCUGGUGCUUGUGUUCUGCUUGCGGCCAAGAUCAGCAGUGAUCUCAGGAAACAUGAAGUCAAACACCUUAUAGAUAAACUAGAGGAGAGAUUCAGAUUCAACAGGAGAGAUCUAAUUGGCUUUGAAUUCACCGUGCUCGUAGCUUUGGAACUGGCUCUCUAUCUUCCUGAAAACCAAGUUUUACCUCAUUACAGGCGGCUCACACAACACUCUUAACCAAAGCUACGUUCCAGCUGAUAGCCAGUGGCUCUGGGAAUAGCAUCACUGAACACUGCUGCUGAACUUGCCCCCGGCCUUGCUAUGCCACAGUGCUCAUCCUGUCAUGGCUACAGUUACUUUUGAAGUCUGCAGCAUUUUUUUAAACCGUCCAGGUGUGCGUUAUGGAUAUGUAUGCUGAGUCUGGGAGAUGGUACGGAAAGAGUUGUUGAACUUCAUUUUCUUUUGGACGUUUGAAGCACAAAUAUUCACCAGCUGGCUGUCAUGGCUGCUGAUUAUUCCUUAUUUAUCUUUUCAGUUUCACUAAAACUGUUCUUCCCUAUGAAGAAUUGUAUGGUAUUGUGGGUUUUUUGGUUCUGUUUGUUUUGAUUGUUUCUUGUUUGUUUCUUUAAGGCCUUUAUUUGCUUCCUUGAAACUAAAGGAAGCAUCACUUCCAUUCCAGUGCAUCACAAAGUUCAGAUGUUUCUAAGAAUCUUCUCACACUUCAACGUCAAUGAAAUGCAUACUUUAUUUUUUUAAAGAUGUGCCUAAAACCUAGCUGGUCUGGAACCAGUACUUUUUAAGUUAGUUAUGUUGUUUAGUGGGGAUUCCUGAAUUUAUAUAGCCAUUUAUUCUUUACCUGCAUUGGCCUUGCAUAUAGGAAAAACGAUUCCAGUAUAUCUGCACUAAUGACAAAAGGGCAUCUAUACUGUGCUAUAGAUGUGUGAGUAGCAAGACUGAAAUUACUCUGUUUCAAUUUAGUUAACUAUUAAUACCUUAAGAAUAUACAUUUUAUUUCAAAAUGAUUGUUCCAAAAUCUGUCAUGAAAUAUCACGUGUUGAACAAGGUAGGUGCAGCGAAGUGAUUGCCAUUCUAAUCCAUUCUUCAGUGGAAGGUGAGCACUUGACUAAGAAGAGCAACUUGCUGUCAAAUGUAUCAUUUGUGAUUUUGAUUUGUUUCAAUGUUCUGUAGUCUGAAAUAAGCACCUUUUUAGUAUGAUUGUCAUAUAUGAUCUUGUGUGCUCUAAAGACAAUAUUUAAGUCAGUAGAGUUAUUGCUAUCAAACAAAGCCAAUGAAACAAAGCAUGCUCAAUACUAAAAAUACUGCUUUUUUUUUUUUUACUCUGUUCUUCCAAGCGUUGUCAUUGUAAUGGUCCUCAUGAAACUGGCAUUUGUUGCACAUCUGACUGAACAGCCACUUAAUGGCUGAUGUCCAGCAGCGCUCUAAUGCUUAUGCAGAGGUUAAAUAACUUUGACCAAUGACAAUUCCUUUGUGUAUUUUUAAAAUACCCAGACUGGGAAUGAAUUCAGAUAUAAGUGGAACCUUUAGAGUUAUUGGCUCUUGGUUUUAUUUUCCUGAGCAAUAUUAUGAUACAAGUAACUGUCCAUUUGCAAGGAACAAACCUGAUGGUUGGCUAUUAUGAUAAGAAAUCUGUAAUUUAAGUUUGACUCCUAAAUGAAAUGCUAGACCUCGUACUGAGGUAAGGAUACCUGCUUUGAAAUAUGUAAAGUAAUGUAAAUGCCUGUUCCUUGUAUUCAGUGUUUGUUGUAGGUAAAAACAAAGCUGGAACUCUGUUAUUCAGCUGUGUUUUGCUUGAAGCUAAUUUGGCUUCAUUAGAUUGCAGCAAACUUUAUUGGAGCCCAUUCCUCUCUAAGAAGGGCUCAAAAUGUAUUUUUCAUAUAACUACAGUGACUAUCAAACCUUUUGUAACCGUGUUCAACUCUGUGUAUGUAACUUAAGGUAUUUGUGUGAAGUUUAAUAUGCUUGUAACUUCCCUUUAACACAAAGGGACUUUCCAGUCUUCUAAAAUGAGAUGAUAGCUAACCAGUUAGAAAAUAAGCUUGUCGGUUAUCUUCCAAAGGUUUACAAAAUGUCUACUAGUUAAACUUUCUACUGAAUGUAACUGUCAUUGCAUGCAAGAAAUACCUAAGUAUUAAACAUUUAGCAUAUACAUAAGUCUUGAAAUUAGCAAACAGUGGUGGACUCGACUAUAGUGGUCCACUACUUACUAAACAAUUGUGGAGAGAGGAAAAAAUUGUGUAGAAAUUUCUCACACAAUAUCUCCAGAUGCUCAUACUAACUGAAGUAUUCUACUGUAUAGUCAGAAAAAACUCUUCAGAAGUUCCUGGAGAAUUAUAUUCUCCAACUGUUAACUUUCCUUUCUCACAGAGUAGGAAAAAAAUAUAUAUGCUUUGAUUUUUUUUGGAACUCUUAGUGAUCUCUAUUCGGUGGAAGUUUGCCUAGUUACAGUCGGCAUUUGGGCUGGAGUGAAGUCGCAGAAUGGAAGCUAUGGCAUCACAAGAUUUUUUUUUUUUUUCCUCCUCUUUCAGAAGAACAAAUUGGAGUACAGAAUAUUACGUUACAAAAUGCCGAAUGCUGUUUUAAAAACAACUAAACAUUUCGUCAGGCACAUGCAGAGUCCUUGAGCUCGAAAGCUGUACGGAGUACAAGCCAAAAAUGACAACAUGUAGUGAUCACUGUGCUUGCGUUUCUGGAGUAAACAGAAGGCAAUUCUCGAGUGACACUGUAAAACAUUAGUUUCAGACUGAUGCCAGCCAGACACUUAGUCUGCAACUUUUAAAUGGGUACCUCUUUCGUCACCUGUGCAGAAGCAGUGGUUCUGCAGGGAUGCACUAACUUAGGUGUGUGUGUGUUUAACUUUUCUAUUUCCUGAGUGUAGCUUGCAGUCUUGUUCAUUUAAGCCUGUGUGGUAAUAUUUAUCCUUUUACCUAAAAGCUGCCACCGUGUGGCAAAGAAGUAUUACUACAUUAUCGAUUAAUAACCUAAAAAUGGGACCUAAAAACAAUGCAUCUGCCAGCUUUACCCUUUCACAGUCGAACUCCUCUUGCUCCGACGGGAGACGCUGGUUUACACUGAGGGGUGCUUUAACUCGUGUUCCGUGUAAAUAUGAUGCUGCUUUGACUCAGCACGGGCAACUCUCUUGAUAAGAAAGAGGCUGUACGUUUUUCUGUAAACAAUACUGUUACGUCUGUGUCCUAGUACAUUAAUUUAAGCGUAGCCCGUUCCAUAUUUUUCCACAUGAAUUAACUUGUGAAAUUCCAGAUGCUGUGAAAUAAAAACAGUUUUUGAUACAC
This is a messenger RNA of Struthio camelus australis, 4337 nucleotides long. The record is from RefSeq and is a predicted model, not a curated record. NCBI's taxonomy places the organism in Eukaryota, Metazoa, Chordata, Aves, Struthioniformes, Struthionidae.